AUGAGCAAUCAAAACUUGAUAAAUGCCAAUAAUCAAAUGGUUCAGCAAAGAAUCAAUGAACUGAACGGUAAGUUGUUAUAAUUUAUGAAUUGUGUUAGAGGUAAUGUAGAUUGUGUUAGAGGUAAUAUAAAGAUUGGUGUGAGGGUUAAUUGUUGUAGGAUAACAUGGUUUUCGUUUAACACUUAUGGCUUUUCUGUUUACGCUUAAGGCGUUUCUGUUUUGUUUAACUUACAUUCGAAAAUGUUCAUUGGAUAAUAUGACUUCUUUCAGAGCGUGUUUCCUUGAUUGUCGAGAACCCGGAGGACAACAAGGUGUUCAAUGACCCUAACUUUUGUGACUACAAGGUUAAAACGGAUGCGAAAACAUUUUACGUUAGUUAUUUUUGUUUGUUUUUUAUUUUUAGGUAUGAUCAUGGAUGUUUUAGUCCAAUUUUAAUGAUUUCAGUUAUUUUGGAUGUUUCCUAUUUUCUAAUAGUUAACUUGACUGUUUCUUAAUGCUUAAACUUAACAACAACAUUAUUCUUCCUAUUUUAGGCAUCAAAACUCAUGUUGGCACAGAAAUCAAACGUUUUCAAGGCAAUGUUCACAUCGGGAAUGCAAGAAUCGCAAGGAGAACUUGUGAUGGGAGACGAUGCGGAUGCAGUGGAAGCAAUGCUUUUGUUCAUUCAUCAGAAUACAUAG
Bursaphelenchus okinawaensis is the source of this 680-nucleotide messenger RNA. The record is from the annotation of a GenBank genome assembly. Lineage: Eukaryota; Metazoa; Nematoda; Chromadorea; Rhabditida; Aphelenchoididae.